AUGUCUCGUACAAUUCUCAAUAUGAGUUUUUUUCUAUUCAUCAUUUUACUUAAUGGAGUCAUUCAAACUGAAGCAUCACCAUCAGCUGAUAUUGGACAAUUUUUUAAUAAAAUGGGUGAUAAAUUAUCUCAAACAGCAGCUACAAUUAAAGAUUACCUUCUCGAACUUUUCUAUCGUUUUCGAGCAUUUUUUAUUGGCCAUUCAGAAUCAACUCAUCAAUCGAUGACAUCACGAGGUUGUGGCUAUGCACAAGAUGAUCAACCAGCUAUUUAUAAUAAACAUGCUACUGUUGUUUCUAAAAUUAAAGGUGGUAAUGAUGCUAUUUGGCAUACAUGGCCAUGGAUGGUAUCAUUAUUUACAAGUCCUCGUCAAGGUUGGAGUUGUGCAGGUGUACUUAUAAAUGAAAAUACAGUAUUAACAGCUGCACAUUGUUUAACACAUACAUCAGCUGGUGAAAUGAAAGCAAUUAUUGGUGUACAUACUAUACUUGGUAAAUUAAAUCCAUUAAAUUAUUAUUCAAUUAGUGCUAUACAUCGACAUCCAAAAUUUGAAAACUGUUGUAAAAAUGAUUUAGCUAUACUUAAAUUAAGUAAACCUGUAUUAUAUGGUCCAAAAAUAAAUUCUGUUUGUUUACCAUUUCAACCAUAUGCAAAUAUCAGUCAAGGACGAGAGCUUGUUAAUCGUACCGGUAUCAUUAUUGGAUGGGGUGAUAGUUCACAGAAUACUAUAACAAACAUGGUUAAAAGUUUUACAUUACAACAAGCUGAUGUACGUAUAUUUGAUGAUUACUAUUGUCGUCGUUCUUAUGGUCAUGUCUUUGAUCCAAAUACAGAAAUUUGUGCUGGUGAUUAUGAACAACUAAGAGAUACUAUGAGUGGUGAUUCCGGUGGUCCUUUACUUAUUCGUCAAUCCGAUGGUCGUUGGACUGUUCUCGGUAUAACAUCUUAUGGAUCAGCAACAUCACCGAGUUUAGCACCAGGAGUCUAUGUUAAACUUUCAGCUCAUGCACAAUGGCUUGAACCAUUUAUAAAAUCAAACUAA
Messenger RNA from Adineta steineri, 1041 nucleotides. NCBI's taxonomy places the organism in Eukaryota, Metazoa, Rotifera, Eurotatoria, Adinetida, Adinetidae. The record is from the annotation of a GenBank genome assembly.